AUGAACGAAGACGACGUAGUAGGGGAUAGCGAAUACUCAAACGAGUUUUCGGAUGGAGAUGGUUCAAAUGAAUUUAAAUCUGACAAUGAAAAUGAAAAACAAAGUAAUAAAAGUGUGGAGGAAAAUAAUAGUUCAGAAGACGUAUAUAAUAACGAAAAAAAUGAGAUAAAGGGAGAAAAAAUAUUUUUUAAUAUGAAAAAAGAGACAAUAAAUAUAAAUAACAAACAUAUAUGUAAUACUAAAAUAAUGAAUAAUGGUAAUAGUCUAAUUAUAUCAGGUAAUGAUCAUAAUGUAAGAAUAUACGAAUUUAAAAAUAUGAAUAAAUAUGAAAAAAAUUAUACAAAACUUAUAAAUUUAUCAGAAAAUUCUAUUGUUAAUAGUUUGGAUAUAAAUAAUAAUUUCAUUCUUUUGGGAUAUGGAUAUAAAUGUUAUGUUUAUAAUAUGAAAUGUGAAUUAAUUAAAAAUACAAUUCGAGGUGAUAUGUAUAUUACAGAUGUUAAUAAAACAAAAGGGCAUAUGAGACAAAUAAAUUGUUGUAAAUUUCACCCUAAUAAUAAUAAUAUAUUUAUAAGUGGUUCGUUAGAUAGUACACUAAGAAUAUGGGAUUUAAAAAAUGAAAAAAAUACUUAUGGUAUCGAUAAUGAAUUAGUACAUAAUCAAUGUUUAAAAAUUUUGAAUGAAAAAAAUAUUAUGAAUAAUAAUGUAUUGUGUUGUGAUUUUAGUAAAGAUGGUAAUACAAUAUUAAUAGGAUGUGAAAAUGGCCAAUUAGAUAUCCGAAAUAAAAUAUCUAAUGAUUACAUGUAUAGUUAUAGAUCAGAUUAUAAUAUGAGUAGUGGUAAUAAAAAAGGGUUAUGCCAUAAAAAUUCUAUAAUUGAUAUAUUAACUUCGAAAAAAAUGGAUUAUUAUUUUUUUACUAGAAGUUUAGAUGAAACAAUCAAAUAUUGGGAUCGAAGAAAUUUACAAACCCCAAUUAAUACAAUAGAAAAUGUGGAUACAUUUAUUUCGAAAAGUAACAUGUCCUUUUAUGGGCCUGGAGAAAAAUAUUUAGUAAUUGGAACACAAAGGAAAAAAGCAGAAAACAAAAUAAAAAAUAGAAAUAAUAAUGAUAAAAUAGUAGGAUCAAGGAAGGCAAGAUCCGAUAUCAAUGAAGAAGAUACAUGGGUAAAUGAAGACAAAGAAAAUAUAAUUAAUUUUGAAAAUAUGGUAGAUUUAGAGGAACAUGAAAACAAAGAAGCUGAAAUAAAGGCCAAAAUGAAAAAGUAUACUAUGGACAAUUAUAUAAAAGUGUACAAAGGAGAAGAUGAUAUUAACAAAUAUCUUAAUGAGAUGGCUUCAUGUGAUAAUAAAAUAAAUAAAAGUAUCGAAGGUGCAUUAAAAAUAUAUGAUAUAUCAAGUUGUAAUUUUAAUAUGGUUUAUAGUGAAAUAUAUGAGGAUUGUGGAAUUAUAUCUACAUGCUAUAAUGAAACAAUAAAACAACUAUUUUUAGGUACCACUAAUGGUAAUUGUAUAAUCUAUUAUGAUAAUAAUUCUCAAAAUGGAGUUUUACAAUAUAUUAACAAAGAGGCAAAUGUAACAAAAAGUGUAGAUAAUUCAUUUUAUGUGAAUACAGAAAAUAUAUUUAAUAUGGAUAAUAUACCUGAGGAUAUACAUAUUACUGAAUCGGGAAAAGUUAUAAUUAAGAAAAAAAAUAAAAGAGUAAAAAUGAAUCCAACAAUUGGUUUGCAUACUUCAAAUGCAUAUGAAAAGAAAAGACACAUCGAUCCAUAUUCUAAAUAUAUUGUAAAUACAAAAGAUGGAAAAAAUACUUAUGAAGAUAUAGAUAAUGAAAUUAAAAACACAGAUGAAAAGGAAGAUGAUAUUGUUGACAUAUUAAGAAAAAGAGAGUUAAAUAAAAAAGAAAAUGACUAUUUUUUAAAAGCUUACCAAUAUACUCAACCCAAUAAAAUAAUUGAUUACUCCUCAGGAGAUGAACAAGAAUACUCAAAAUUUUUGACUAUGCCAAAAUGUCCACAAUGUGGAAUCAAAAAUUGUGUUUGUGGGUAUAUGAAAGGUAAAGGAAAAAAGUGA
Molecule: messenger RNA, 2067 nt
Organism: Plasmodium yoelii
Lineage: Eukaryota; Apicomplexa; Aconoidasida; Haemosporida; Plasmodiidae
Product: WD repeat-containing protein 70, putative
Exons: 1
Coding region: 1-2067 (688 amino acids)
Biological process (GO): regulation of DNA double-strand break processing
Cellular component (GO): nucleus; site of double-strand break
Molecular function (GO): protein binding
Source: RefSeq, a predicted model, not a curated record